ACCUUUUCAGAUGGCCAAGUAACUAACCUCGAGGAUAAUCGACUUAUUCAUUCUACACCGAACAGUCCUCAAGAUUCCCACAAAAUGUCUUCAGAAGUUAUAGGUUCGGCAGAAAGUCUUGUCGGAAGGGUGCUAGCACAACAGGGGUUGGGUAAAUAUUGUGAUCUUGAUUUAGUGCAUUGUGCUCAAAUAGAAAUGCAAGAGGCGCUGGACAUGACACAGGAAGAGAUGGACCUAGCUGCCCAUGAAUUGAUGCUCGAGGAGCGAUUCAAAAGAAAGGGUGGAGCACCUGUGAAAAGUGUACCACAACGUGGUGGUAACAUUAGGAACAAUAAGCACGGACAUCCGUUAUUAUAGCACCUAACUAGCUCAGCAAAACAAAUUAGCACGUUAGGCUGAUGUGUUUAAUACUAUAAAGAUACCUCUCAUUUUAUAAUUCAUCUGCAGACCACAAUUUCUGAAGCAGAUAACAUUUUUUUGCAAUUGUCAAUAUGUUAGCAUGUACACAUGAACAAUAGAUGAUGGACUUCGUUAAUCAGUAACAAUAUUUCAUCAUCUUUACAUAAUGCUCAAUAACAUGAUCAAGAGAAAUCAUUUGUCGCUACUUUUCAAUAGUUAAUUUUCCAUAUCAUAGUGUUGCAUAUAGUCAAAAUAAACAACAGAAAAGGAUAUUAUUCAUCACCGUUUCUUCGACAUCGUUUUCCAGAUAUUUCGCAACAAUAAAUCCCAUUCUCUGAAGAAUCAAAUUAGCUCAAUCACUAUUUGAAAUGAGUUUUGAGAAAGUAAACCAAUUGUUGUUAAUAACUAUUGAAUUUCAAUAAAAAGAAAGCUGU
Molecule: messenger RNA, 833 nt
Organism: Anopheles nili
Lineage: Eukaryota; Metazoa; Arthropoda; Insecta; Diptera; Culicidae
Product: voltage-dependent calcium channel type D subunit alpha-1-like
Exons: 2
Coding region: 85-357 (90 amino acids)
Source: RefSeq, a predicted model, not a curated record